GAAAAGAUUGAUUAGAAUAUAAAGAACAUAAUAUGCCUCAAGACAGUCUGAGAUCAGUUGUGUACAGAUCAUUUGUUACAUGUUAUGAUCCAAAGGGAGUCGUAGAGUGCAGAACAAUUAGAACGUCCAAAAGUGGUUCUGGGAAGAUGGAGCAAAAGAAUGAAGGCCGAAAAGCACAGAACCGAUCAAACCAAUAUCUGUUGCGUAAGGGGCAGAGAGAAGAGACGGUGUCUAAAGAAGAACUUCAUAGCUCAUCUUCCUGUCAGCUCAUGGAGGUUUCAAGAGGAGCUCACAAGCUGAAUCAGGUAAUUGACUCGUGGUCCAAAGGGCUUUGGUGUGAUGGCCAUUCGAAAGAUAUAGCAAAAGAUUUGUUGAAAGGAGCUCUUGAAUUGCAAGACUCUUUACACAUGCUUGGGAAAUUGCAAGAGGCAUCUCAUUGUAUGGCUAGGUUCAAGAAGAAAGAAAAGGAAAAAUGUGAUAAGGUGAGAAAUGAUCAAGUGAUUCAGAGAACGAAUUCAAGUCCAGUUGGAGAGCAAAAUUACCUAAUGGGAAUCCAGAAUCAUCGCCUUUCUGCCGAUGGUUCUUCAAGAGAUUGCAUUGAGGAGCUUAGGAAAGUGAUAAGAGACAGCCUAGCUAGGCAAAAUCUAUCGCCAAACGUAAAUGCUGAAGAAAAGAGAUGCUUUAGUGGAAGAUAUCCGGACUCAGCUUCAGAUAUCCCAUCCACAAGCUCGAGCCAAUCUGCAACUGUCCUAACAAACAACUUUACUUCCAUGGAUUUAUCUAUCUCAUCAGCAGCUCCAGAGAAGAAUGCAAGAGGCCCAAGUUUGAUCGCGAAGCUUAUGGGCCUAGAAGAAAUGCCUUCAAAACCAUUGCAGACAAAUUCCCAGAAAGAACUGGAGAAUAAGAAGAUUUUCAGUCAACAGAGGCCUAUCUUUGAAAUUGAUACGCCAAAAGCAAGGAAGUCGCAGAAGGAAGAUCCAGAGAGGAGACUGAAGGACAUCCUUGAGACCAUGCAUUUUAAAGGAUUUCUGAAAAGCAACUCCAUCAAAGAGAUUAAGCCUGAUUCCCAUCAAUCGAGUGACUUCUUUUCUGAACAGGGGUUGAUUGAUGAUUGCCCACCUAUUGUUCUCAUAAAACCUCGAUAUGAUCCGCACUUGCAACCACAAAAGAAGUUUGUGCCAGAGUUUAAGGAGGAGGGAAGCUUAAACACAGAAACUAUGCUCAAAAAAGUGAAAGCAAAAGAGCCUUCUUCCAAAAUAAGCGACUCCAACAAUAGAGGUUUGAACUUCAAUGAAUUGAGAAGAAGAAUGGAGGCAGAAGAAACUCCAGUCAAGAGACUUAGCCAGCAGGAAGGUGCUAAAGACAGCAAAGAGAAAGAGGCCAGCCCAGUGAAAAAAGAAGUAAAAAUUAAAGAGAGGCUCUCUAUUAAGAUGAAAAGCUCGGGUCCUGUAACUCAGCCAUCGCUGAAGAAAGAGGCAACUGACAAGAAACCAAAACCUGCCAUAAGCAGCAGGAAACGAGUUGAGAAGGAGGUUGCAAAAGCAAAUAAUUUAUCAAGGUCUAAAGAUCAAGCCAAGGUUACCCCUCCAAAGCCCAGUAAGCCUGAUAAUGGAUCAAAUGUUACAAAAAAUAGAGUGCCUCAUCAGCGAAGCGCUACUGCAAAGUCCAACUCUAAUUGCACACCAAAAACUAUAGUUCGUGGUCCCAACGAUCGGAAAAAGAGUCCAACCAAGAAGGAAAAGGCAGUGAGCAAGGCUACAGCUGCUAAACUAAUUACUGAGAAAUUAGAAUGCAAAGGAGAUGAUAUUGUUUUGGAAGGAAAGAGGAUUGAUCUUACAUCUGAAAAUGAUACUGUUUUGGAAGGAAAGAGGAUUGAUCUUAUAUCAAAAAAUGAUACUGUUUUGGAAGGAAUGAGGAUCGACCUUGCAUCAGAAAAUGAUACUGUUUUGGACGGAUAUAGCACUGAAACUGCAGAUCAACUUCCUAUAAAAGAGGGAUCAAAACACACUGAUAUUCACAUUAGAGAACACCAAGUUAACAGCGAGAGCUCUGUCUGUGAUGUUACGCUGGUGACUACUGAUGAUCAAAGCAACAGUAAAUCUAUGGGAGACAUUGAUGAUGACCCCAUCAUUCCAAUUGGAACCAACACUGAAAGCUUCAUGAGAGGGACCAGUCUAAAAGCUUUGCUACUGAGCAGUCCAUCUUUUCUCAGUCAUGCAGAGGAGCUUUUUUAUCUUCAUGUGAAUGUUCCUACAACUUCACAAAAACUUGGCAUCGGUGAUUUCAUAGAUGCCAACACACAACUCUCCUUGGAUUGCGCAAAUGAAAUUGUUCGACGAAGAAGCUUUCCUGAUUCUCUAAUGGUCCACCCUCCCUUAUUAACCCUGGUUGGAAAUGCCAAAAGUCAUAUCUAUCUGGAACAUUUAUUGAAGGAAACUUGUGACAGUGUUGAGGCUCUAAGAAGCUAUAGUGAACCUGCUGGUGAAAACUAUCCUACCGAUAGUCUUUACGCAAUGCUGGAAAGAGAUAUAAAGUGCAGUGAAAUUUUAAGUGGAAUAUGGGACUUGGGUUGGAAGAAAGGAUUUUCUGUGGAUGACAAAAUGCAAGUAGUGGAUGAUAUAGGGAAGCAACUAUUGGGCGGGUUAAUUGAGGAGAUUUAUGCCUAAGCUCUGCUUUACCAAUUUUGUUAAAGGGUUCAACAGAUCACUGGUUCAAGUGAUCAGCGUUGCAUUGUAAAUAAGCUUACUUUGGUUGAUAAAAGGAGGCAGAUUUGGAAGUGUUGGCCAUAUCUUGGAUUCAAAAUUAUAUUUCAACUGUGAAAUUUUCCUUGCUAUGAGUGAAAAAAAUGUAAAUUUAGAUUUCAGCCACUUGAAGAGUUAAAGCCUGGCACCUAGAUGUAUUGAU
Molecule: messenger RNA, 2904 nt
Organism: Durio zibethinus
Lineage: Eukaryota; Viridiplantae; Streptophyta; Magnoliopsida; Malvales; Malvaceae
Source: RefSeq, a predicted model, not a curated record